UUUUUCGCGUAUUUGCCCCGACACCCACCGCCGCCCUCGCCCCCCUUCCCAUCGCGAUCUCUGUACCUCGCCGUCGUCGCCCAACUCGGUCGCCUCUCUCGGAGGCGAUUCCUUCUCCUUCCCUUUUCGAUCUCGUUUAUCCGAUCUCUCUGGAUAGUUUUCCCCUUCUUCCUUCCGACCGCUCUCCGUCGGUCAUCGCCCUCUCUCUGGCGAGUCAGUUUUCUGUUCUUUUCACGACCUUUGUUUGUUUCUUCGUCCUCGCACGCCAAUACCGUCCCUUGAUCCCUCAGAUCAAUCUAUCCUGACCGCGGGCUGUGCUCUCUCGCCCGCAACAUCCAAUUUUCAGAAUCCAGCGGCUAGAGCUUCCUUUUCCUCCUAGAUGACGUAGUUGUUCCUGUUCGACUCCAUUGUUCAGGACAGAGCCAACAAAUAGGUUCCUUCGCCUUUUCUUGCUUGCUGCCUUUGCUAUCCUCCCUGUCAAUCCGCUGCCUCAGAGGAAGACAAAGAUUCAUCAAUGAUUUAGAUCCACGUGAUUCGCUGUUGAUGCUUAGAUUCAGUGACAUGACUUCAGAGGAGAUUGGGAAGGCUGCUAUUAGGUGUGCCAUCCAAGCCCUUCGUAAACGGCACUUGGCUGAGGAAGGCGCCCAUGCUCCAGCUAUCAAUGCACUCUCCAGACCCCUCGUGGCACAGGGCUUGGAGUGGAAGGAGAAAGCUGAAAAGCUUGAACUAGAACUGCAACAAUAUUACAAAGCUCAUACACGAUUGUCCGAUCAACUUGUCACUGAAAUUGCAGAAUGCAGGGAAGCAAAAGCCCUUGUUCAAGAGAAAGAAGAAUUGCUCACCAAUUUGCAAAUUGAGAUGUCACAAACAAGGGAAGAAAACCUACAACUUAGUCAUGAUUUAGAGGAAAAGACAAAAGCAUUGGAUUUGUUAAUUAGUGAAAAUCAGUCGAUUAAGGCACAACUUGAGGAGAUUAGAAUAAAGCUGAUAAAAACAGAGUCAGAGAACAAGGAAUUAAUUGAUAGAUGGAUGCUAGAGAAAAUGAAUUCUGCAGAAAAGCUGAAUGAGGUUAAUGCAAUGUAUGACUACGUGAUGCAACAAUUCAAGAUGUCCAGCAUCGAACAACUUGCCAAACAACAAGUCGACGGAGUAGUUCGCCAAAGGGAAGCAGGAUAUGUAGAUCAUGUCGAGUCAACAAUUCCGUCUUACUGCAAGCACACCAUCCAGAGUCAUGAAGGUGGGUGCGCUGCCAUUUUGUUUCAAAACAAUUCCGAUAAGUUGAUCAGUGGUGGUCAGGAUCGAACAGUUAAGAUCUGGGAUAGCAACUCUGGAACCCUAGUGUCCACUCUCCAUGGCUGCCUUGGGUCAAUACUUGACCUUGCUGUUACACACGACAACCGAUCCAUCAUUGCAGCAAGCAGUUCAAAUAACCUUUAUGUGUGGGAAGCCAGCUCUGGUCGGGUACGCCACACACUGACUGGCCACACCGAGAAAGUUUGCACUGUCGAUGCUAGCAAAGUCUCUAACCGCAAUUUAGUCAGUGCUGCCUAUGAUCAUACCAUCAAAGUGUGGGACCUAAUGAAAGGUUACUGCACUAACACCAUCAUCUCCCAGAGCAACUGCAACGCACUUUCCUAUAGCUUGGACGGGCUCACCUUCUGCUCCGGUCAUGUGGACGGAAACCUUCGGAUAUGGGACAGCCGGAUGGGGAAAACGAUAAGUGAAGUAGCUGCACAUUCUCAGGCAGUCACAUCAGUUUGUGUAUCACAAAGUGGUAACCUGGUGCUGACUAGUGGGAGGGACAACCUGCACAAUUUAUUCGACCUGAGAACAUUAGAAGUGUGUGGGACAUUCAGAGCCAGCGGGAACAGAGUGGCAUCGAACUGGAGCAGAUCAUGUAUCAGCGCCGACGAGAACUGCAUUGCGGCUGGGUCAGCUGAUGGAUCAGUCCACAUAUGGUCGAGGGUAAAGGUAAAGGACAAUGGUCUGAGCAUUUUGGAAGGGCAUUCGUCGCCGGUUGUGUCAUGUUCGUGGAGUGGGCUGGGAAAGGCUUUGGCUUCUGCUGAUAAGAAUGGGAAUUUAUGCAUAUGGUGUUGAUUGUUUGAUUAAUUGGCUGAUAGAUCUUGUGAAUUGUUUAGAAGUGAAACUUUGUUUCCUAAUUAGUUUGCUUGUGAUUA
Zingiber officinale is the source of this 2177-nucleotide messenger RNA. RefSeq names its product autophagy-related protein 16-like. The coding region runs from base 544 to 2097 and encodes 517 amino acids. NCBI's taxonomy places the organism in Eukaryota, Viridiplantae, Streptophyta, Magnoliopsida, Zingiberales, Zingiberaceae. Gene Ontology annotation, cellular component: autophagosome membrane. Gene Ontology annotation, molecular function: protein binding. The record is from RefSeq and is a predicted model, not a curated record. The transcript is spliced from 6 exons. Gene Ontology annotation, biological process: autophagosome assembly.